Lucilia cuprina (Australian sheep blowfly) is the source of this 507-nucleotide messenger RNA. RefSeq names its product migration and invasion enhancer 1. The coding region runs from base 133 to 420 and encodes 95 amino acids. Gene Ontology annotation, biological process: negative regulation of apoptotic process; positive regulation of filopodium assembly. The transcript has 2 exons. Lineage: Eukaryota; Metazoa; Arthropoda; Insecta; Diptera; Calliphoridae. The record is from RefSeq and is a predicted model, not a curated record.
AAAAAUCGCUGGAAUUAAAGUUAAUUUUACCUAAUUGUCAACACUUUGAAAAUACUUUUCAAACAAAAUUUGGAUUGCUUGCGAAAAAAAACCGUUUAAUUUUUGUUGAGUUCUAGUGAUAAAAUAACAGUAAUGGUUAAAGUUGAUGUGGAAUAUUGCGGCAAAUGCAACUUCGAGUGGCAGUGUAAGAUGUUGCAAAACUUUUUGCUCGAACAAAAACCCGAUACAGAAAUGUUAUGCCACAAAGGACGACAAGGAUCUUUCGAAGUUAAGAUUAACGACACUUUAGUUCACUCAAAACUACAGUCACUAGCCUUUCCUGAUCAUCAAAGUGUAUUGGAGAAUGUGAAACGGGCCGAACAGGGUGAACCGUUGGUAAAGACAAAAGAACAACCAAUAGAGAAUUGUAUGAUAAUGUGAUGAUACCUUUAACACUUUAAAGCACAAAUUUUAUAUUUAAAUGUGACUAGUUCCUAAAAUAAAGGUCCAAUUGAGGAAAAACCGGAA